CUGCGAUGAAUAAACGUAAUUUAGUGGUUGAGCCAUUUUAUGUUAUGUGCUUUUCAAAACAAAAAUGGAACACGUUAAUAAAACCGAAAACAAUAAAGACACUUUUAUAAAAGGUCUUUCUUGUACGUUUGAACUGCUUGCAAAAAGCGCUGGAAUUUCAUCUAAGGAUCCUCAGAUUGCUCGUAUUCUGGAUGACAAGGAUCCAUUAAAAGGAUUCCGGCAGCGGUUUUUCUAUCCGAAAAAGUCAACUUUACCUGAAGUGGACGGGGCCACCUGUAACCAAGAAGAUGAUGCCGUUUAUCUCUGCGGGAAUUCUCUGGGUUUGAUGCCCAUUUCAACGCCGGUGUACGUGCAGCGCGAGCUGGAAAAAUGGGCAAAAACUGGAGUGCACGGGCAUUUUAACGGACAUCUUCCGUGGGCACACUGCGAUGAAUACGUGGUGGAUUCGUCAGCGCGUCUAGUUGGCGCACUGCCGGAAGAAGUGUGUCUUCAGAGUGGCUUAUCGGUUAAUCUCCAUCUCUUGUUGACGGCAUUCUACCGUCCGACCAAGGAACGACACAAAAUCCUAAUGGAACACAGAGCUUUCCCGUCGGAUCAUUACAUAGUGGCAUCUCAAAUUAAGCUACAUGGAUACGAUCCUGAGAGUGCGAUAAUCACGGUCACGCCUCGAGAAGGAAAGGAGUGCUUGGAGAAAGACGAUAUUUUACAAACGAUUGUGAAACGGGGACAAGAAAUUGCUGUGAUAUUAUUCAGCGGUGUGCAGUAUUAUACUGCGCAAUUAUUUGACAUGGAAAGCAUUACAACCGCUGGACACGACCAGGGAUGUAUAGUUGGUUUCGACCUUGCGCAUACCAUUGGAAAUACCCAUUUGCAUCUUCAUGAUUGGAAUGUGGAUUUUGCCGCCUGGUGCUCCUACAAAUAUCUUAACUCCGGUGCGGGAGGGAUAGGCGGACUGUUCCUUCAUAAAAAAUGGCAUGCUGACGAAAUGAAGAAGCAAGGUUUAUCCCCACUGCCACGCUUCGAGGGAUGGUGGAGCCACAAACACGAAACCAGGUUCAGGAUGAACAACGAAAGUGACCUUCUUCCUGGAGCGUAUGGGUUUCGUAUAAAUAACCCACCACCGUUGUUAGUGGCACCAUUGUUGGCCAGCCUUGAGAUCUUCGACGAAGCUGGUAUGGACAGAAUCGUGGAGAAGCAACGACUGCUGACUGGCUACUUGGAGCACCUGCUCAAUGCUACUGUUUGCGGGAAUCGUAACGGUUCACCUCCUUUGGUAACAAUCUUCACUCCAGAUGAUCCAAAGGAGCGCGGCUCCCAGUUAUCUUUGACAUUUCGGACACCGGUCAGAAAAAUUAACCAUGAACUCGAGCGGCGAGGGGUUGUGUGCGAUGUCCGCGAACCGUGCGUACUGAGAGUGGCGCCAGCGCCUUUAUACAAUUCCUUCACCGAUGUUCACCGUUUCACUGCGAUUUUACAAGAGGUUUUGACGGCUCUGGAAGACUCGCCUUCGUAACUACGAUUCCGCUGCCAAAAUGGUCACUUGCACUCGGAACGUACCCAACUUCUGGGUUACGUUGUGUUUUUCUUUAAAUACAGAUUAUACAAUGUAUAUUUCAUGUACAUAAAUUAGAACACGAAGACAAAUGUGCCAUUUCAAACAGGAAAACUUGAAAUAAAAACAAAA
Messenger RNA from Paramacrobiotus metropolitanus, 1684 nucleotides. RefSeq names its product kynureninase-like. The transcript has 9 exons. Gene Ontology annotation, cellular component: cytoplasm. Gene Ontology annotation, biological process: NAD+ biosynthetic process. The record is from RefSeq and is a predicted model, not a curated record. Gene Ontology annotation, molecular function: pyridoxal phosphate binding; kynureninase activity. The coding region runs from base 65 to 1513 and encodes 482 amino acids. Lineage: Eukaryota; Metazoa; Tardigrada; Eutardigrada; Parachela; Macrobiotidae.